CUCUCCUCUCCCUCCCUCCCGGGAAGAUGACUUCUCACGGCCACGGCAGCUUCGACCUGUCCCGCAGGAACCCGCAGGAGGAUUUCGAGCUGAUCCAGCGGAUAGGAAGCGGCACGUACGGCGAUGUGUACAAGGCUCGAAAUGUCAACACUGGUGAGCUGGCAGCUAUUAAAGUCAUUAAGCUGGAACCUGGUGAAGACUUUGCAGUUGUACAGCAGGAGAUUAUUAUGAUGAAAGACUGUAAGCACUCAAACAUCGUUGCAUAUUUUGGCAGUUAUCUCAGACGUGACAAAUUAUGGAUUUGUAUGGAAUUUUGUGGAGGUGGGUCAUUGCAAGAUAUUUAUCAUGUGACUGGACCUUUAUCAGAACUGCAGAUAGCAUAUGUAUGCCGAGAGACACUACAAGGUUUAUAUUAUCUUCACAGCAAAGGAAAGAUGCAUAGAGACAUAAAGGGAGCAAAUAUUCUUCUAACAGAUAAUGGCCAUGUAAAACUAGCUGACUUUGGAGUUUCUGCACAGAUUACUGCUACCAUCGCAAAAAGAAAAUCGUUUAUUGGUACUCCAUAUUGGAUGGCCCCAGAGGUUGCAGCUGUGGAGAGGAAAGGUGGAUAUAAUCAACUGUGUGACAUUUGGGCAGUUGGUAUAACUGGCAUAGAGUUAGCCGAACUUCAGCCUCCAAUGUUUGACUUGCAUCCAAUGAGGGCUUUGUUUUUGAUGACAAAAAGCAAUUUUCAGCCACCAAAGCUGAAGGACAAGAUAAAAUGGUCAACUAAUUUUCAUCACUUUGUAAAACUGGCACUUACGAAAAAUCCCAAAAAGAGACCUACUGCUGAGAAGUUAUUACAGCAUCAAUUUGUGGCACAGCCAUUGAAUCGUGCACUUGCCAUUGAAUUACUUGAUAAAGUGAACAACCCAGAUCAUUCCAGUUUUCAUGAUUUUGACGAUGAUGAUCCCGAGCUUAAAUUUCUGGGGAUCUUUUCUCCUGCUUCUCCUCUUGCACGUCGAGCCCUACGUUUUGCUGCUCAUCCUAAGCCUCCAAUAUCUGUUCCUCAACGAAUUCAAUCUACCAGCAGGAAUGUCAGGGAAGAAAGGACAAGGUCAGAGAUUAAUUUUGGGCAAAUAAAAUUUGAUCCACCAAUGAGGAAAGAAACUGAGCCACAUCAUGAACUUCCCUUCAGUGAUGAUUUUUUGGACCUUUCAGAAGAGAUAUACUACACAGCAAGAUCUAAUCUGGAUCUACAGCUAGAAUAUGGCCAUGGACACCAGAGCAGUUAUUUAUUAGGCGGAAAUAAGAGCCUUCUAAAAUCAGUCGAAGAAGAACUGCAUCAGCGGGGACACGUGGCACAUUUAGAUGAUGAUGAUGGUGAUGAUGAUGAAUCUGAACACUCCACGUUAAAACCCAGAAUUCCACCGCCUCUUCCUCCCAAGCCAAAGUCAAUCUACAUACCACAAGAAACCUAUUGCCCUGAAGAAGAAAAUCAAGGAACGAUCAAGAGAUGUCCAUCUGACAACCCCGGACGGCCCACCUCACAAGUUCCACCAAGACCUCCCCCUCCCCGGUUACCCCCUAACAGCAGUUACGUCAAGAGCAGUGCUGUAGGUAAUGACAGUGAGAGCUCCAGUGACACUGAAGAGUGUGCAGAAACCUUUAAACAGUUCAAGAAGUGGCUGGAAGACUCGCGUGACAGGGCAAAUGAGAGCAAUGGAGUGAAUUCUGCACAGGUAAAUGGUGAAAAAGACAGUACCCAGUCUCAGCAACAGCACGAAAACAAAAGUAGUAAUCCUCCUGGGGUUCCACCAAGGAAAGAUAGAAAGGACAUUCCCAAACCCAUGAGCAAUGGUCUUCCUCCAACACCAAAAGUGCAUAUGGGUGCUUGUUUCUCUAAGGUUUUCAACGGUUGUCCUUUAAAAAUUAAUUGUGCCGCAACAUGGAUUAAUCCAGACACAAGAGAUCAGUAUCUCAUAUUUGGUGCCGAAGAAGGUAUUUAUACUCUGAACCUUAAUGAAUUACACGAAACGUCAAUGGAGCAGCUCAUCCCAAGAAGAUGCUCGUGGUUGUAUGUAAUGAACAAUGCAUUACUGUCAAUAUCUGGAAAAGCUUCCCAACUAUAUUCUCAUAAUUUGUUGGGCCUUUUUGAGUACGCUAGACAAAUGCAAAAAUUGCCUGUCGCUAUUCCUGCACACAAGCUUCCAGACCGAAUACUACCUAGAAAAUUUGCAGUAUCCACCAAAAUUCCAGAUACAAAAGGCUGCCAAAAAUGUUGUGUUGUAAGGAAUCCUUACACCGGACACAAAUACCUAUGUGGUGCUUUGCAGUCCAGCAUCGUGUUGUUAGAAUGGGUUGAACAAAUGCAGAAGUUUAUGUUGAUCAAACACAUUGACUUUCCUCUGCCAAAUCCAUUGAAAGUCUUUGAAAUGCUGGUGGUUCCAGAACAGGAGUACCCACUUUUAUGUGUUGCUGUCAGUAAAGGAACAGAAUUUAAUCAGGUGGUACGGUUUGAGACUGUAAACCCAAAUUCUACUUCAUCUUGGUUUACUGAAACAGAUAUUCCACAGGCAAAUGUCAUCCAUGUGACCCAGCUUGAGAGAGACACAAUACUCGUCUGUAUGGAUCGAUGUUUAAAAAUAGUAAAUCUUCAAGGGCGAUUGAAAUCGAGCAGAAAAUUGUCAUCAGAGCUAACAUUCAGUUUUCAAAUUGAAUCAAUAGUUUGUUUACAAGACAGUGUGCUUGCUUUCUGGAAACAUGGAAUGCAGGGAAGAAGUUUUAAGUCCAAUGAGAUUACGCAAGAAAUUUGCGAUAAUUCAAGAAUCUUCAGACUUUUAGGCUCUGACAGGGUGGUGGUACUGGAGAGUAGGCCAACAGACAACCCUACAGCCAACAGCAACUUGUACAUCCUGGCAGGCCAUGAAAAUAGCUACUAAUUGCUAUCAAAGGUUGCAUGAAAGUGACCAUAGACUGCAUAAUUAGCAAAUACACUACUGCUUUCUUCUGGUUUGAAGAAUGUUUGAGAUUGUUCAGAAGCCACAGUACAGUCCAUAUGUUUAUUGUGGCAUGAAACACAUGUGGAUGACAUUUUAAGUGCCACAUCCGCUUAAUUUCAAAAUGCUACACAAGUGCUUGGUUUACCAUAUGUAAUCUGUACAUAAAUGUGCAGUAUUUUUUGAGUGCAUACUUAUUGUUGAAGUCACACUACUAUUCUAAUGUAGAUAGAAAUGCAUACGAUGUACAGGUAGGUAUAUUUACUGUACAGUUGUGUAAAGGUUUGCAUGAUGCAAAACUUAAUUUGGGUACUGCAUCUAAGAAAUUAUUUGGGCUUAUUUUAUUCAGUUGAGAUUAGUAUAUAUUUUGCAGCAAGAAAUAAGCAGUAUGCCCACAUAUUCGUAUGACUAACACUGUUGUAUCUUAAUGUGUAAUUUAGUAAUGCAGAUAUAAAUUAGAAUAACCUUGAUCGGUUGUAAUCUAAGCCUUCAUUUGUAUACUUGGUGGUUUUUAACAGUUUGUUGCAAAUACACUGGUAUUAAGUUUGCACAAUAACACUGAUAAAUGUGAUGUAUUUUACUCACGUGGAUAAGUGGUGAACAUUAGGAUUUAACUGUCCUGUUUUCAAACAUAGCAGAAAACUGCUGCAUUUUAGUAGCUGUUGUCUUUUAUAUGCGAUGUUUUAAACAAGAAAUUUGGGUUGGACACAAUUUUAUCAUUCAGGAUUUUAUUUGCUAUAAGAUAAAUAACAGAAGCCUUUUGCUGCUGUCAUUAAAUCAUACUACCCGUGUUAGUAAAACUCCAAAAAUAAAUACAAUUGUUUUUUGUAUAUGGAGAAUGAAAGCACUGUAAAAAGCUUAAACUAUGGUAUCAAGAUGCAUUUCAACAUUUCAAGAUGUCUGUGUAUACACAAUUUUUGAUAUAACACAAUGUUAUAUCACUCACUAGCACAUUUUAAGAUGUACUUUUGUAACCAUAGUAAAAAUUACUUUUUUUUAAUGGGGGGAGGGGGGUUGUUUGAAACAUCCAUUUUGAUUAUCAUUGAAAUAUUUCUAUGUAAGCCUCAUUAUGCCAAAUUUGCAUACCUAUUUAAACAUUUCUCCUUAAACUGUUGUAUGCUUCUUUACACAAAGUUAGUUAAGUGUUUCUACCUCAUGUAGAUACUAUUUUUGUGGGAAACACUCAGCACAAGAGCAUUAUUGGUAUUUGAUUUUUGUUUCUUUUGCUGCCUCAGUCAAAUUGCAGUACCUAAUAUUUGUAUAAAGUAUAAACAUAAUUGCACAUAUGGGCUUGUUACUUUUAUACAUUUUCCAUGUUUUCAUUUGUUUGUGGUCAUUGGGAACAAAAUAUUUUGAUUUGUGUUGAUUAGCCAAAAUAAUGAUAUGAUGAUCCUUUCAAAUGUCUUUUGUUUUGUAUAUACUGUAAAAUAAAUUUGAAAGGUUACUUUUUUUAGUUAAUAUGCUGGUCUGAAAUAAUUGUGCAUUAACUUCAUUGCUACUAAUGAUACUUGUAUUUUCCCCUAAAACUUUGUCUUCAACUCUAUAGGAAAGAAGUGGACCACUAAAACCAAAUGGUCUCACCUUUUCUGUGCCACCUGUUUUAACCAUUGGCCAAAAAAAGAAAUACAGUUCUGAACCUUCUUAAAAAUAUUAUUUCUUAAAAAUCUUUUUAAAAGAUC
Callorhinchus milii (elephant shark) is the source of this 4657-nucleotide messenger RNA. RefSeq names its product mitogen-activated protein kinase kinase kinase kinase 3b (gene map4k3b). Gene Ontology annotation, biological process: protein phosphorylation. The coding region runs from base 27 to 2921 and encodes 964 amino acids. Lineage: Eukaryota; Metazoa; Chordata; Chondrichthyes; Chimaeriformes; Callorhinchidae. The transcript is spliced from 35 exons. The record is from RefSeq and is a predicted model, not a curated record. Gene Ontology annotation, molecular function: ATP binding; MAP kinase kinase kinase kinase activity.